AUGGCAUACAACUCUCGAAUGAGCCAGCAGUUUCAUCAUGGCGGUCAACAGCAGCAUAAUCGAAACCGGAAACCCAAGGAAGACGACACCGAUGCGUUCCUUCGCCUUCCAGACAAAGUCAUUGCGGGAUGUAUCAAUGACAUCGGGAUUCCUUUUACGGUAGCGGAUCUGCUGAAACCCAAUCCCCAACAAAUUCAGAUCAUCUUCGAGUGGUUUGCGGAGCUAUUCAUGAACACAACCCGGGAAACGGUCGAGCCUGCCAUGCUGGCGGCAGCAGAGGAUAUCUGCGGUGACCAUGCUGGAAUUAUCCCACCCGAUUCGCGCAAUCUCAUGGGAUUUUUCGUCUCGCUGCGUAAGCUGAUGAUACAGUGCGGAGUUCAAGAUUUUACGUUUACAGAUCUCACGAAGCCCACAUAUGACCGAAUGGCUAAAAUAUUCUCCUACCUGAUCAAUUUCGUUCGAUUUCGGGAAUCGCAGACGGCCGUGAUCGAUGAGCACUUUAACAAAUCCGAAAACACAAAAUCUCGCAUUGAGUCGUUAUACGCGGAAAACCAGGAGCUGGAGCAGCGUCUCGAAGAAAUGCAUACACAGCAGAGGGAAAUGGAAGGGGUGGUUAAGGAGAAAGUCAGGAGGAACGAUGAACUGAAGGCGAGACUGUUGGAGUUGAGGCGGAAUCAAGAGCGUGUUGCGGAAACGUUCGAGAGGGUGAAAGGAGAAAAGACACGAACGCAAACCUUGCUAGAGGAGAAAACUGAAAAACUGCUGAAAACCCGACAAGAAAGCGAGAAAUUGCGGCCAUAUGUGUCACAGAGCCCUGCGAUCCUCCAAGCGGCACUAACAGAAUUAUCAGAAAAUCUAACAAGGGAUAAAAUCCAGAUUGAUAAUAUGGAGAGGCGAAUGCGAGCAUUGCAAAUGUCGAUGGACACUUUUAGCGUUAUAAGCAACGACGUACAGAGCUGCAUCAAGGUUUUGGAGGAUAUUUCAGCAGAACUGCAGAAAGAGGAGGAAGAAGAUGCUCGGGCAAUUCGAAAUAAGGAUGCCUUGGCUGAGAGAGGAAAUACGGUGAGAGAAGUGGCUCAGACUGAAAGGAUGCUGCAAAGACAACUAGGGCGAUGGCAUGAACGGACAGAAGCUCUCAGGAAAAGCGCCCGAGAAAAGGCCGAACAAGCCCAAGCGAGAAUGGAAGAGUUGCACAACAUACAGAAGCAGCUUCGUGAAGAGCGAGCUGAAAAGCAGCGCGACAUGGAGCGGAGGAGGAUCAGGAUUGAGCAAACAGAGAAGAAGGUAUCUACCUAA
Molecule: messenger RNA, 1296 nt
Organism: Coccidioides posadasii C735 delta SOWgp
Lineage: Eukaryota; Fungi; Ascomycota; Eurotiomycetes; Onygenales; Onygenaceae
Gene: NUF2
Product: kinetochore-associated Ndc80 complex subunit nuf2
Biological process (GO): meiotic chromosome segregation; kinetochore organization; attachment of mitotic spindle microtubules to kinetochore
Cellular component (GO): Ndc80 complex; kinetochore
Molecular function (GO): protein-containing complex binding
Source: RefSeq, a predicted model, not a curated record